AUGAUGGGGAUGAUGGGGGAUGGAGAUGAUGGAGAUGAUGGGGAUGAUGGAGAUGAUGGAGAUGAUGGAGAUGAUGGGAUGAUGGGGGUGAUAGGGAUGAUGGGGAUGAUGGGGGUGAUGGGGAUGAAUGAUGGGGGUGAUGGGGAUUAUGGGGACGAUGGGGAUGAUGGAGAUCAUGGAGAUGAUAGGGAUAAUGGGGGUGAUGGCGGUGAUGGGGAUGUUGGGGGUGAUGGGGAUAAAGGGGAUGAUGGGGAUGGAAGGGAUAAAGAGGGUUAUGGGGAUGAUAGGGAUGAUGGGGUUGAUGGGGAUAAAGAGGGUAAUGGGGGUGAUGUGAUGUGGAUGAUGGGGAUGAUGGAGAUGAUGGAGAUGAUGGGGGUGAUGGGGAUGAAGGGGCUCAUGGAGAUGAUGGGGAUUAUGGAGAUGAUGGGGAUGAAGGGGGUAAUGGGGGUGAUGGAGAUGAUGGGGAUGACGGGGGUGAUGGGGAUGAUGGGGAUGAUGAUGGGGAGAUGGGGGAGAUGGAUGAUGGGGGGUGAUGGGGAUGAUGGGGUUGAUGAUGAGGGGAAUGAUGUGUCUGAUGAGGAUGAUGGGUGUGAUGAGGAUGAUGGAGAUGAUGGAGAUGAUGGGGUGAUGGGGAUGUUGGGGGUGAUGGGGGAUGGAGAUGAUGGAGAUGAUGGAGAUGAUUGA
Molecule: messenger RNA, 684 nt
Organism: Danaus chrysippus (African queen)
Lineage: Eukaryota; Metazoa; Arthropoda; Insecta; Lepidoptera; Nymphalidae
Source: the annotation of a GenBank genome assembly